This is a messenger RNA of Ostertagia ostertagi, 462 nucleotides long. The record is from the annotation of a GenBank genome assembly. Lineage: Eukaryota; Metazoa; Nematoda; Chromadorea; Rhabditida; Trichostrongylidae.
AUGGAGCAGGCCUGCGCUCCGAAGUCUGGGACAACUGGAACUGGAGGAACAACCGGCACUGGUGGAACAACCGGCACUGGUGGAACAACCGGCACUGGUGGAACAACCGGUACCACUGGUACUGGAGGAGGGGCAACUGGUACUGGUGGAACAACCGGUACCACUGGUACUGGAGGAGGGACAGCUGGUACUACCACUGGUGGGCGAAAACGUGAAGUCGAGCAUGCACAGGCUAUUGUCGUUACUAAAGCCAACUUCAAUCCGAAAAUGAAUCCAAUCUACAUGAGUGCCGUCGGAUACACGAUUGAGCAGCAUGCGUACGAACGCGGUCUCAUCCACAACCACGACAUGAUUCACGAGGAAGCAAUGAACAUAGGCGGCAAAUUCGCCGUGGUCUUCACCAUUCUUGAUGUGGACUGUGACCAGAAAAUUCCAAAGAUAUCUCCAGUCGGGGCCAUCUAA